GAAAAGAUAGAGUUUUCAACACCCCCUUGUGUGAACAAGGCAUUGUUGGCUUUGGUAUUGGAGUUGCUGUUGCAGGAGCUACAGCCAUUGCAGAAAUUCAGUUUGCAGAUUACAUUUUUCCAGCAUUUGAUCAGAUUGUUAACGAAGCAGCAAAAUAUCGUUACCGCUCUGGAGAUCUGUUUAAUUGUGGAAGCCUCACCAUCAGAGCCCCCUGGGGCUGUGUGGGUCAUGGUGCACUAUAUCAUUCUCAAAGUCCAGAAGCCUUUUUUGCUCACUGUCCAGGAAUAAAGAUUGUUAUUCCAAGGAGUCCUCUUCAGGCCAAAGGACUGCUGCUGUCAUGCAUAGAGGACAAAAAUCCAUGCAUAUUCUUUGAACCUAAAAUACUUUAUAGAGCUGCAGUGGAACAAGUUCCUGUGGAGCCCUACAACAUUCCACUGUCUCAAGCUGAGGUGCUGCAGACUGGCAGUGAUGUGACACUGGUUGCUUGGGGCACUCAGGUACAUGUGAUCAAAGAGGUGGCAGCAAUGGCUCAAGAAAAGCUUGGUGUGUCCUGUGAAGUUAUUGAUCUGAGGACCAUCUUACCCUGGGAUACAGAGACUGUUUGCAAGUCGGUGGUGAAGACUGGGCGAUUGCUGAUUAGCCAUGAGGCUCCCUUGACAGGAGGAUUUGCGUCUGAAAUCAGUUCUACAGUUCAGGAGGAAUGCUUUUUGAAUUUAGAAGCGCCUAUUUCAAGAGUAUGUGGCUAUGACACUCCUUUCCCUCACAUCUUUGAGCCUUUCUACAUCCCAGACAAGUGGAAAUCCAUCUCGGGCAUCGUUGCAAGAUGCUUGUGUGGGCAACAGGAUCGAAUUCCCCAGUGGCUGUGGCUGUCAUGGGAUCACAGCCCAAAUGUGGAUGUUAGAUCCUUAACUUCAGAUGAAAGUGCCCAUUCCAUGCUCGGAGAAGCAGCACAUGAAGUGUUAGGUGGGGGCCAUGAACUAAGUGGUGCAAGAAGCUGGGAAAAGAUGGUCCGUCCCUCAGUCCAACUGCUACAAGCAGCAAUGGCCUAA
Pelecanus crispus (Dalmatian pelican) is the source of this 1049-nucleotide messenger RNA. NCBI's taxonomy places the organism in Eukaryota, Metazoa, Chordata, Aves, Pelecaniformes, Pelecanidae. The record is from RefSeq and is a predicted model, not a curated record.